Molecule: messenger RNA, 4459 nt
Organism: Hippocampus comes (tiger tail seahorse)
Lineage: Eukaryota; Metazoa; Chordata; Actinopteri; Syngnathiformes; Syngnathidae
Gene: cdc42se2
Product: CDC42 small effector 2
Exons: 5
Coding region: 266-496 (76 amino acids)
Biological process (GO): regulation of Rho protein signal transduction
Cellular component (GO): plasma membrane
Molecular function (GO): small GTPase binding
Source: RefSeq, a predicted model, not a curated record
CAUUGUACUUCCUGGUGUUUUUCUGCGCUUUCUCUAUCUUUGCAGUCGACAGUAACGUAUGAGUCGGGCAAACUAGUCACCGUGAGGAGGGAGUUCCUUGCACUGGGCAGAAGCUUCUCAUAGAAAACAUUUGUCCCGGAGUGACCGCCAUCAGUUUCCACCGUGCGUCUGCGGCUGUGCUGACAUCAGACAGACAGGAAGGCACGCGAGUGGCGGCUCAACCCAAACAGGAAACUGCGACAGCGGCGUUGUCAGUGGCCUGGGAAUGACUGAAUUCUGGGUUUGUUUCAGCUGCUGUAUUGCGGAGCAGCCACAGCCUAAACGGCGGCGGCGGAUUGACCGCUCCAUGAUCGGCGAGCCAACAAACUUCGUUCAUACCACGCAUGUCGGCUCGGGUGACAUGGGCCUGGGAUUGCCGUCGGUGGAUCUGGUUCAGGCCCAGAUGAAGUCCAAAGGCGGCUACGUACACGGUGGCUCUGAAGGCUCACAAUUAUGAGCCCUUCAAGUGUGGCAGAAACUACUACUGUUGUUUAUAGGAGGAAGCAGUUCACAGUCUUUCACAGACGCCGGACCAAAAGAGAAAAGUACUGCUUUUCCAUAAUGUUGUAUAUAUAUUUUUUAUUUUCCAUUCCAUUCCUUAAAUUUUUUUUUUUUUUUUUUUUUUUUUUUUUAAUGAAAGCACUGCUAUCCAUUUGCUGCCAUGCUGUUGCACUGUAAAGAGUACCAGUUAAAAAAUAGAGAGAAGGUAGAGGAGGCUUUAUUGAGUAUGCUCAUCGUCGUAGUCAGACGUAUGCUUGUGCGUGUCUGGGAGCGCACGUGCGGGCGUGUGUGUGUAUAAAUGAGGAAAACUCUGUCACUCUCGUUGCCCACAUGGAUGCCUGUAUUUAUCAUCACAUUUGCAAACCGACCUCACGGUGGCUGGGCCACGCCAGAGACGUGGAACUGUCUGUUUCUUUUUUUUACUUUCUCUCGCUCUCUCUCUCAGAGGUUUGACAAAGGACAGGUGGAGGUAGCAAAGCAAGAUGUUGGUUUUUGUUUGUUUGUUUUCGUAUUCGGAGACGUCGCAUGAUCCUCUGAAUCGUCUGCAGGGUUAAUGAUUGCUGUUUUCUACUAAACUUGAAUUGAGUCGCGUACACUGGACCAUACACCAUGUACACUCACGCCUGCUUAGGAAUUACGCUUUUUUUUAUCUACGUACUCAUAGAUUAAAAUCAUGUAGAAUUUUAAUAAACUAUGAACUUCCUUAUCUGUCGUCAUGUUCUUAUUAUUUCGGGGGGAUUUGUUGUUUUUUUUACGGCUCAGGAUAAUGUUGUUUAAGUAGAUUUUUCUUUUAAAUAUGUUUUUAAGAUCCAGGAAAUAGUGAAAGCUGAAAUGAACUUGAAAGUGCCCCCACCGCACACAAGUGAGUUGGUCAGGUGCCAGUCAGGUGACAGUGUUCUCCCCCUCCUUUUAGUCUUAGUUUAUAGUUGAUGUUUUUUUUUUUUUUUUUUUUUUUUGCCUCCACCAGGGUUUAUGAUUAUUUUUUUUAAAUUUCCCAUCCUUUUUUUUUUUUUUUUUGUCUGUCGGAUAUUAUAAAAAGAACAUGUGGAGGGGUGGAGCAUGGGCCAAAGGUAGAACAUGUGUAUGGCUCCAGUAUAUUUAUUUCAGGUGUGAUCUCUUAUUAGAUUUUUUUUUUCUCUUAAUGACAACAUUAAAGCACAUAAGGGGGAAGAGGGUAUCAAUGAAUUUAUACACUUUUAAGUGCUGAUUAAGAUUGUCUGGCAUUUAUCUGCUCUCUACUGCGUGCCAUGAUACCAUAUUUCCUCAAAUAGUGUCCCAAGGCCUUAUUUAGUGCUUCAUGUGAAGUAAGACAUUGAUUUGAUGUUUUUUUUAAGUGUUUGUUGCUUUUUCAGACCAUGACCCUAAUAUUGAGUGUGUUACAACAGGCGAUUUUUUUUUUCGAAGAAACCCUUGCGUUUCUUCUUUGUUGAGCUAUUCAACUGAAAGAAAACGGGCAUCAGUUAUCGAAAAGUCAAAGCUGGAAUUCAUCCUCGGUUUCUGACAAAGUUCCGUGGCUAAGACAGUAGCUUAGCCAGAAUUUAUGCGCAAUUCCCAAGCCUGUACGUUUUUACUAAAUGCGUCUUAAUUAGUUGUGGCUAUUUGCAGUGCUGCGUUUGCAUUUAUGUUGAGGUGUCUCAACGCCUGUCUCCUACCUUCAAACACAUUCAAAUGUCAUGUUUUAAUGCGAGUCUGUAAAAUUCUGUACAGUACACCAAUCCACAACUCAAUGUUUUGAAUCUUUAGUGUCAUUCAUGAGUCGUGUGCACAAUGUUCAUAUUUGGUGGCAAUUGGACACGAAAAGACAGCAGGCUAUGUCUUGGCAAGACUAAAAGGCCACUAUUUGGCGGUGUAUUUUUUCACUCUGCUAACAAGCAAUAAAGGAAUUCUCAACGUUUGGGCAAUUUAACGUUGUACGUUUAUCUCGUACACAAGGUUCAAACUCGGUAGCAAUGGGAAUCCUGGAAAUGGUCACAUUUACCCUAACUCCAACCCGGAGCAUGAAUAGCUGUGUUUUCCGCAUGGACUCAGGCUGGUGCAGCCCUACCCAAGCUGUGUUGCUUGAACGGAUGAAGCCUAAACAGAUGAGAGGCAAAAUGUCCCCUCAGAGAAAAACCAAGCAAGCCAAUUGCAAACGAUUCAAUGCUCUGAGAAUAUCCACAAACUUGUUCAUUAGUCUUGAACGACAUGCCAGCCAACCGCAAUGUUGCUCACUAAAACUGGCUUCUGUUUUUCCUUGGUUGAAAAUGGGACCACUGUCAAAGUGGAGGGAAUUGUGAACACAAAACAGUUUGGCUUCUGCUGUUUGUGGCCUGAAAACAAACCAGACCACGACCCAGUUUUUGAAGUCCCCUUUGCAACCACAACCAUUUGCAAAUUUCAUCAGGAUGAACAGGCCUGGAUAAAGUGAACAAAAAUAAUUGCGCCUCGCCCAAAUGUUCUCCAUGAUAGGAAAAGGUUCCCCAUUCAUAGUUUAAGUGGAAGUCACACCCAGCCAUUUCAUUAAUUAGAGUGGAGGCCACUGUUUGAGGAAAUAUGCUAGUUUUUCUCAGUCAGGCUCAAGCUACUAAAAGUAAUGCAGCCUCAUCACGGACCUAUAUUCAAAUCCGUACUCUUGUUUUUGUCGUCAUCCGAUUCCAGCACAUUUGCUUUGCAUUGAUUGUUGUAGCGUGGCUGCGGGUUCGGUUUCAUUGGCCCGGCCUUCAUGAACGCACCAACGGUAUGAAUGUUAACCACCGUCCACAUUCUGUACGCCAUUGCUAACCGGGAUCUUUUGAAUGCAUGUGCUUUUGUGUAUUGGUAUCUCCUGUGGUUGAACACGUGUCCAUGAGAAUGUAAUUGUACCAUAAAGCCAGCAAAACGUGUCAGUGUCUGUACCAUGCAAUAUAAGAAAAUAUACCAGCCAGAGUCUUUAUAUCCAUUCUUAAAGAGAUACAAUUGUCCCCUAGUUAGUCCCCCGAGGUAAAAACGUAUUUACCAUGAUGGCGAGUAUUUCCCAUGAUGCUUUGCAAGACUUUUUUUAAGCGUUUAAACUACCAUUUAUUCCUGUUCAAUAUUUUUUGCAUGUGGAAAGUGAUUCACAUUUGAUUUUCCAACUCCUAUGCUAAAUUACAAUGGAUGGAAAAAGUCUACACACUCCUGUUGAAAUGCCAUUAAUAAAAAAUAAAUGAAUGAAUGCCACCUACAACCUGUACAACACAUAUCGGAAACAAAUGAACGGUUUUUGAAUUGUGGCAUGAAACUAAACAACGGAGUGCACAUCCUUAUAACCGGGGAUGUGGCGGUGUUUACUAAUCACGUUUCACCUCAAGUUAAAUGGCAGUCAGCACUCACCCGCCACCAUUUAGUUGCUCAUGCAGUCGAAUAUGGCGACAAAAAUGUUAAGAAAAGUCUACUUGAACAUGUUAAUUUUAUUUGUGGUUGAACAAAGGUACUUUAAACGCAGGCAGGUGUGUGCUGACUCCAAUUUAACGUUGGUAUGAAUAUGACUUGUCUAAACACAGCCACAUCGCCCGUUGUAAGAGAGCAUACACGUGUAUUUUUUACUUCCCCUGUUACUAUACGUUUUAAUUGAACUCAACAGGUCAUAAGUUAAAUUUUUAAAUUUAAAUCUUUUUUUUUUUUUUUAACAUUACAAAUUUGAAAAGGGUUGUAAUUUUUUCUGUCCACUGUAAAAUGCAACUUUUCAACAGCAGGACGUGCUAGAGGACAAGUUGAAUGUCUCCCCCCCUUUUUUUUUCCAUGCUGUAAAUCAACAAUAAGAAAUGUGCUUUGUUUUACUUACAAUAUUGUAUAAAAUCCAGCGUUAGACCAGUGUUUUCCCACCUCGGCACUGUAUGACAUGUUCCUUUCAUUAAAAAAAAAAGUCCAUGCUGUCUUUCAUUUGUGCAAUGGGAAAUAAAUGUCUCAUGUUGAUGUUUUA